Molecule: messenger RNA, 1093 nt
Organism: Brachypodium distachyon (stiff brome)
Lineage: Eukaryota; Viridiplantae; Streptophyta; Magnoliopsida; Poales; Poaceae
Product: actin-depolymerizing factor 5
Exons: 3
Coding region: 163-594 (143 amino acids)
Biological process (GO): actin filament bundle assembly; actin filament depolymerization
Cellular component (GO): actin cytoskeleton; cytoplasm
Molecular function (GO): actin filament binding
Source: RefSeq, a predicted model, not a curated record
UUUUUAUUUAUUUAUAAAGUCGACCCAACCGCACCUAACGUCAAGAGACAAGAGAACCAAACCCGCAGCCUCCUCUCCUCAAACCAGCAAAAGGCAACACACCAAACAAGAACUUCAUUGCUCCAUCGUCAUCGCUGCGUCCACCGGCGACGAUCUGCAGCCAUGGCAAUGGCUUACAAGAUGGCGACGGAGGGGAUGAACAUCAAGGAGGAGUGCAAGCGGUGGUUCACGGAGAUGAAGUGGAAGAAGGUGCACCGCUUCGUGGUCUACAAGAUCGACGAGCGGACCCGCGCCGUCAUGGUGGACAAGGUGGGCGGCCCCGGCGAGGGCUACGACGAGCUCGUCGCCGCGCUGCCCACCGACGACUGCCGCUACGCCGUCUUUGACUUCGACUUCGUCUCCGUCGACAACUGCCAGAAGAGCAAGAUCUUCUUCAUCGCCUGGUCACCGGCGGCAUCGAGGAUAAGAGCCAAGAUUCUGUACGCGACGUCUAAGCAAGGGCUGAGGCGGGUGCUGGACGGGGUCCACUACGAGGUGCAGGCCACGGACCCCUCCGAGAUGGGCUUCGAUGUCAUCAGAGGCCGCGCGCAAUGAGGCCUCGCCGCGUGCUUUCGGGCUCUUCGGCGAGAGUGCGUGCCCAAGAGUGAGUUUUUAUAAAAAUCUGCGUUGCCUGUCACCCACCGUUGUAGUAUAAUCGAAGGGAUGCUAAUUGGGCGCUGGUGUCCUCUCCGACUCCUAGCCUUUGAUGCAAUCUGACGAGGGUUUGUGCUUGGUUUAGACCCUGCGUUCAGCGUUCGCCUGUACGUGUUGUUUGCUGUCUGGAGAGCAGGAGGUGUGCCGUGUGUUAUAUAGGAGCUGAGGGAGUGGCAGCGGAUUAAUGAAACGUCCAUCUCUGCGACGUAGAAUUCCACUGAGACUCAUGAUGCUCCCCCACUUGGUUGCUCUAAUGCUCUUUAUGUUUCUGGAUACGAUCCACUUGGUUGUGUGCAUCGCAAGAUCGAUGUAAGCAUGCCCAGCGAAUCAUCCUCUUAUUGUGUAAAGUGAAAUGCGACGGGGUGCUUCGGUGAAAUUAUUGCAGGCCUUACUCGCUUGA